UGUUUGUAAUUGAGAAAGUCAAGGAAAGAGGAAAGGCUAAAAUCCUUAAAGUGUGACAUUUCAUCAGAGAUAGAGAGCAUGAAUGUGGGUUUGUGCGAGAUGCAUUCUGUAAUCUGUAGCACCGCCGUCGCACCUAACUUUUCCGGUCGCCGGAGCAAAGUUCGGAACCCUAAUCAAUUACGCGCUAAAUCCUCUCUGCUCAUUCAAAAGCAGGAUACCCAACUCGCAGAACCCUUAUCCGACUCCGUCUCCGUCUCCCGCCGCCUCAUUCUCCUUCGCCAUGCUAAGAGUUCCUGGGCAAACCGCUCGCUCCGCGACCAUGAUCGGCCUCUGAGCAAGUCUGGGAAAGAGGAUGCUGUGAGAGUUUCCCGCAAGCUCCAAGAGUUGGGUUGGAUUCCUGAACUUAUAUUGUCUAGUGAUGCAGCGCGGACUAAGGAGACACUUAAAAUAAUGCAAGAGCAAGUGCAGGAGCUGGUGGAGGCUGAGGUUCAUUUUAUUUCUAGUUUCUAUUCAAUUGCAGCUAUGGAUGGGCAAACUGCAGAGCACCUUCAAAAGGUUAUUUGUAGAUAUUCAAAGGAUGAGAUACUUACUGUCAUGUGCAUGGGACAUAAUAGGGGGUGGGAAGAAGCAGCAUCAAUGUUUUCCGGGGCCUCUGUGGAAUUAAAAACAUGCAAUGCUGCACUGCUUGAGACUGCUGGAAAAUCUUGGGACGAGGCAUUUGCCGCCGCAGGAUUUGGUGGAUGGAAGCUUCAAGGCAUAGUAAAGCCAAGUAGCUAGCUUGCUGUGACUUUCCUGCUGGGUAAACUUACAAAUAAAUAUGCAAGAGGUUGGAAGCGUCAAUACUUAUUCAAGCAAACCUAAAAGGCCUCAGUUAGGUAAAGGCUACAGUACUGAUGACUUCGGAAAGUAUAUACUGGAGGGUAUGAUGCCAAAAGCUUCAGUUAGAUCUGUUUAAUUUAGCAGCUGUGAUGUUUACAUGGUGAUUCAAGAUGAUACAUGGCUGAGGAUAAUGUGCAGGAUCUCAAUGGUUCAUAUAUGCUGCUUGGUAUGGGUCAUUUGUUCAUUGAAGUGAACUUAUGCUGCUCGGUGGUUGUUGAUUCAUACUCAACUACAGGUUUCCAAAGAAAAAAAAAUAAUAAUGCUUCUGUAAAUCAUAUGCUGUGAAAAGAAAAAGCAUUACUUGUUA
This is a messenger RNA of Vigna umbellata (rice bean), 1186 nucleotides long. RefSeq names its product Phosphoglycerate mutase family protein. The record is from RefSeq and is a predicted model, not a curated record. NCBI's taxonomy places the organism in Eukaryota, Viridiplantae, Streptophyta, Magnoliopsida, Fabales, Fabaceae.